Messenger RNA from Populus nigra (black poplar), 1138 nucleotides. Its product is annotated as polyadenylate-binding protein 2-like. Gene Ontology annotation, biological process: regulation of mRNA stability. Gene Ontology annotation, molecular function: poly(A) binding. NCBI's taxonomy places the organism in Eukaryota, Viridiplantae, Streptophyta, Magnoliopsida, Malpighiales, Salicaceae. Gene Ontology annotation, cellular component: nucleus; cytoplasm. The transcript is spliced from 5 exons. The record is from RefSeq and is a predicted model, not a curated record. The coding region runs from base 1 to 735 and encodes 244 amino acids.
AUGACUGGAGGAGUUACUGGCCAUGGUAACAUCCAGCCUGAGAGCAGGAAAUUGGAGAGACCAACGAGAACAAUGCAUGAAGCUCAUGCUGCAAAUAAUAUUAGACGAAAAAGACACUUCGGGGAAAUUUGUACUGACCAGGAUGCUUUGGCUGGCUGUAGCAGGAAGGAGCUUCAGUGCCUAGAUUUUUCACAAUUUUCUAAAAGGUCAAAUAUGAUAAAAGAAGAUUCUAAAGCUACUCCAAAUUUGAUCUCGGAAGUGCUAGAUGUGAAACAGAAACUACAUAAAAUUGAAUUGGAAAUGUCUAAGCUUCGGUUAAAGCAAGUUGAGAUGGAGAAAGAUGGAAAGUCCAAUUUACUGUCAUGUUCCGAUGGAAAAAUUCAUGCAGAAGAAGAUACCAAGAUGAGAACUGUGUUUGUGACAAAUGUACAUUUUGCAGCAACAAAAGAAGCUCUAUCAUUGUACUUUACCAAGUGUGGAGUGGUUGAGAAUGUAGUGAUCUUGACUGACAAAACCACUGGCCAGAGAAAGGGAUCUGCUUAUGUUGCCUUUGCUAGCAAGGAUUCUGCUGAGAAAGCAGUGGCAUUGAGUGGUGCAACAUUUUUUUCUAGGACUUUGAAAGUAAGUGAUCAUUUAUAUCUGUUCUGCUCUGCAUUCAAAUUAAAAAACACUUGGACUUUGUUUUGGGUUGCAGAGUUAUCUCAUGCAAUUUUUUGCUCCCUACUUUUCCAAUAGUUGCACUUUAGUUUUUUUUUUUUAAUCGACCAUUACAUGUUUGGACCUCCAAGCUACACUGUUUUACACUGAGCCAUUUUUUGUUCUCUCCACUUUCAUUUAACUUAUUAUUUCCUAUGCUUGAGUAUUUAUGCAGGUGCAUGUGCCUUGGUGGGUGCGUGUGUGAGCCCCUAUCUACAUGUCAUUUUUUAAGCCUCCUAUGACACAAUUUCCUCAGAAACUGGUAUUCUGCAAGUUCGCAACACUACAUGUUGGGUGCAAGUUCCCUAUCCAAUCCGCAAGUAUGUCUGACACAAUUCAUAUCAGACGACCAACUACUUCCAGUUUGCUUGCAAGCCAACAUAUGGAACCACUAAGUUGAAAUAUCAGUACAAAUAAAUAAGCCUAAUUCUAGUUUAUGCAA